Molecule: messenger RNA, 681 nt
Organism: Symbiodinium necroappetens
Lineage: Eukaryota; Dinophyceae; Suessiales; Symbiodiniaceae
Source: the annotation of a GenBank genome assembly
AUGUACUUGGAGAGUUUCAGCACGAUUCUGUCAGCUGUCUUUCUGAGCCUCGCUACUGCAGCAUCUGAGCUGCUAACAGUGUCCUUGAUUGAGAACAUCUACGUGCGGCUAGUAUGGCCGCGUGCAUUUGCCGAUCAGAAGAGCGUCGUCCUGGGCGACCACAGUGGUCCCAUCACUGUCUUGAUUGCUUUUACCCAUGCGGUUGCCGAAGGCUCGCGCCUGAUCAGUCUACUUGGCGCCGCUGCUCGUAGUCAAGGCUGGAACUGGCAGUGGGUCGGGAGCUUACUCAUCAUGUUGAGCACCAACAUAGCAGUUCGGCAUGGAUACCACGUGAGUUUGUUUAGUCGUGUCGUACCAAAACGCAUGCACAUCUGGGUGCGACCGGGAUGCUGCAGCAUGAUCCAUCGUCAUUGCCGUGUGGUUUGUGGCUACUUUCGCUUCAUCCCCUACAUCUCCUACAUGAGUUUCCGGCUGAUUGGCCUCAGGGCUGAACCUCUGUUCAACCCCCAGACGUUGGCGCUCUAUUUCGCAGUCCUAUUCAUGGAAGUGCUUGAAGAUGCGAUCGUGCUUUUGCGCAUCUUGCCUCUGGACCCCUGGCAGACAGACAUGAAGCACUUGUAUGCGGAGCUGCACGUUUUCCACCCGAAACAGGUGAUGUGCAGGGAUUCGACAGGUGUGCAG